UCCUUUUUAUAUUGGUGAGUAGUUGUUCUUCUUUGGAUUUUCGAUUAUGAUCCACAUGAGUUUGUCACUGAUAUUGUCUGUUCUUCCAUGUUCACACAAGAACACACAAAAUUAUCUGCGAAUCUAGUGUUCUUGUACUAAUAAAAUCAAUUGUUGGGAAAGAACUUGCGUGAUUGCCGUGAUUAUUCAUCCCUGAUAUUGUGAUAAUUUAUUUGUUUCUAUGGAUUUUUGUGGUCAGUUUAUGUGAAGAAACAUGUCUUCUUGAAUCCAAUAUUGGGGAUAGCCAGAUAAAUUUGACAGUGCCAGAUUGCUGUUGAUGGAGUUCAAUGGUCAGAGUAACAGAGAUGGGAAAGAUAGGAAUUCAAGAGGGUAAUGAUAGGAAUUCCUCUAGUGAUGUUGAUGAGUUUGAUCCAUGGACGGCUUGGCUCUACAAGCCACGCACGGUCUCAUCGCUACUUGUCGGAGCCUGUUUUUUGAUUUGGGCUAGUGGAGCACUUAAUCCUGACAGCACUGCAUCUAAUGCUACUGUUUCAUCUGUGAGAAGGGGUGUUUGGGCAAUGAUAGCAGUCUUUCUUAUUUAUUGCGUCCUUCAAGCUCCUUCAACGUUGCUUAUUAGACCCCAUCCUGCUGUUUGGCGGUUUGUCCAUGGAAUGGCUGUUGUUUACCUUGUGGCCCUUACUUUUCUUCUUUUCCAGAAUCGUGAUGAUGCUCGACAGUUCAUGAAGUACCUGCAUCCUCAUCUUGGAGUAGAACUACCUAAAAGAUCUUAUGGAGUUGAUUGCCGAAUUUAUGUCCCAGAAAAUCCUAAAAGCAGGUUUAUCAAUGUUUAUGAAACUUUGUUUGAUGAGUUUGUCCUUGCCCAUAUCGUGGGUUGGUGGGGAAAGGCUGUGAUGAUACGUAAUCACCCUCUCUUAUGGAUAUUGUCAAUUGGAUUUGAGUCGAUGGAGCUCACUUUUCGCCAUAUGUUGCCAAACUUUAGUGAGUGUUGGUGGGAUAGCAUUAUUUUGGAUAUUUUGAUCUGCAAUUGGUUUGGUAUUUGGGCCGGAAUGCGUACUGUUACAUACAUCAAUGGUAAAACAUACAAAUGGGUUGGUCUAAGCUGCCAGCCAAACAUUAUCAGUAAGGUAAAAAGAUCGUUGGGCCAAUUCACACCUGCAUGGUGGGACAAAGAUGAGUGGCACCCUAUGCAGGGCCCGCUGAGGUUCUUCCAAGUUCUAUGUCUCUGUGUCGCUUUCAUGACAGUGGAACUCAACACCUUCUUCCUCAAAUUCUCUCUUUGGAUUCCCCCAAGAAAUCCCUUGGUUGUGUACAGGUUGAUUCUUUGGUGGCUAAUAGCUAUUCCAACUAUCCGCGAGUACAACUCCUACAUACAGGACAGCAAGCCAGUAAAGGUGGGGGCAUUUUGUUGGCUUUCCCUAGCUAUAUGUAUAGUGGAGCUUCUUAUCUGCAUUAAGUUCGGACAUGGUCUGUAUCCGAAUCCAAUGCCAACAUGGUUGAUAUGUUUCUGGGGAUCUGUUGGAGUAACCCUUGUUCUCUUCCUGCUAGUUUGGUGUUGGAGAAAUCAUCGACAAAUGGCAAGAAAGAGGCUAUGAAUUCAUAACAUAACAUGUUUCUUUAUAAUUUCUUCACUUUGUUCCAUGAUAUGUUUAUUGUACAUAUGCAUUGUAAACUAUUUUGGUUAGUUCUGAAAAUUUUGCUGGAGACUUGAUUCAAGCUAAAG
Molecule: messenger RNA, 1720 nt
Organism: Ananas comosus (pineapple)
Lineage: Eukaryota; Viridiplantae; Streptophyta; Magnoliopsida; Poales; Bromeliaceae
Product: CDP-diacylglycerol--serine O-phosphatidyltransferase 2-like
Exons: 13
Coding region: 327-1592 (421 amino acids)
Biological process (GO): phosphatidylserine biosynthetic process
Molecular function (GO): L-serine-phosphatidylethanolamine phosphatidyltransferase activity
Source: RefSeq, a predicted model, not a curated record